Molecule: messenger RNA, 2193 nt
Organism: Sorex fumeus (smoky shrew)
Lineage: Eukaryota; Metazoa; Chordata; Mammalia; Eulipotyphla; Soricidae
Gene: NACC2
Product: NACC family member 2
Exons: 6
Coding region: 172-1875 (567 amino acids)
Biological process (GO): regulation of transcription by RNA polymerase II
Molecular function (GO): RNA polymerase II cis-regulatory region sequence-specific DNA binding; DNA-binding transcription factor activity, RNA polymerase II-specific; protein binding
Source: RefSeq, a predicted model, not a curated record
CGCCUCCCCGCGCGCCCCGCCCCCGCCGCCGCGGUGCGGCCGGUGCUGGGCGAGGUCGGAGAAAGUCCGCGGAGCCGCCGGGGACGCGAGCGCCGCAGGCCGGACCGGGCCGGGCCGCAGAUGUGCCCCGCGCGGGUGCCGGCCUGAGGGAGUGAGCACGCCGCCCCCGCCAUGUCCCAGGUGCUGCACAUCGAGAUUCCCAACUUCGGGAGCACCGUGCUGGGCUGCCUGAAUGAGCAGCGCCUGCUGGGCCUCUACUGCGAUGUGUCCAUCGUGGUCAAGGGCCAGGCCUUCAAGGCCCACCGGGCCGUGCUGGCUGCCAGCAGCCUCUACUUCCGAGACCUGUUCAGCGGCAACAGCAAGAGCGCCUUCGAGCUGCCGGGCUCUGUGCCGCCCGCCUGCUUCCAGCAGAUCCUGUCCUUCUGCUACACGGGCCGGCUGACCAUGGCGGCCAGCGAGCAGCUGGUAGUGAUGUACACGGCCGGCUUCCUGCAGAUCCAGCACAUCGUGGAGCGCGGCACGGACCUCAUGGCCAAGGUGAGCUCGCCCCACUGCGACUCGCAGACCGCCAUGGUGGACGACGCCAGCUCGGAGCCCCAGAGCCCCUGCAACCAGCUGCAGCCGGCCGCCGCCCCCUACGUCGUGUCCCCCUCGGUCCCCAUCCCGCUGCUCACCCGAGUGAAGCACGAAGCUGUGGAGCUGCCGCCGGCUGCCGGCCCGGGCCUUGCGCCCAAGCGCCCACUGGAGAUGGGGCCCCGGGACGGCUCCGUGGCGGCAGCCAGCGCGGCCCCUCUCAAGCUGCCCCGGGUCUCCUACUACGGUGUGCCCAGCCUGGCCACCCUCAUCCCCGGCAUCCAGCAGGUGCCCUACUCCCAGGGGGAGAGGACCAGUCCGGGCGCCAGCAGCCUGCCCACCACGGACAGCCCCACUUCCUACCACAAUGAGGAGGACGAGGAGGACGAUGAGGCGUACGACACCAUGGUGGAGGAGCAGUACGGCCAGAUGUACAUCAAGGCCACUGGAGGCUACGCAGUGCAAGAGAAGCCGGAGCCGGCGCCCUUGGAGAGUCGCUCCUGUGUCCUCAUCCGCCGGGACUUGGUGGCCCUGCCUGCCAGCCUCAUCAGCCAGAUUGGGUACCGCUGUCACCCCAAGCUCUACUCCGAGGGGGACCCCGGAGAGAAGCUGGAGCUCGUGGCAGGCUCCGGGGUCUACAUCACACGGGGUCAGCUCAUGAACUGCCACCUCUGUGCGGGGGUCAAGCACAAGGUGCUGCUGAGGCGGCUCCUGGCCACCUUCUUUGACAGGAACACGCUGGCCAACAGCUGCGGUACUGGCAUUCGCUCGUCCACCAGCGACCCUAGCCGCAAGCCGCUGGACAGCCGCGUCCUGAACGCUGUGAAACUGUACUGUCAGAACUUCGCCCCCAGCUUCAAGGAGAGCGAGAUGAACGUGAUCGCCGCGGACAUGUGCACCAACGCCCGGCGCGUGCGCAAGCGCUGGCUGCCCAAGAUCAAGUCCAUGCUGCCGGAGGGCGUGGAGGUGUACCGCUCGGUGAUGGGCGCGGCCGCGGGGCUGGACGCCGACUUCCCGCCCGCGCUGGAGCCGCGCGGAUUCGAGCGCAGGCCCGACGCUGCGCCGCUCGCGGGCCUGAGAACUGAGGCGGGGAGCGCCGAGCUGGGCGCCGCCAGCGCCGCCUUCGAGGCAGGCGAGGAGGCCGACGGCGCGGGCUCGGUCAUCCAGGAGGUGGCGGCGCCUGAGCCGCUGCCCGCCGACGGCCAGAGCCCCCCGCGGCCCUUCGAGCCAGCGGGCGGCAGCUCCAGCCGGCCCCAGACGCCGGCGCGGAGGCAGGAGGGCGCCUACGCCGGGCCCUUGUAGAGCCGGGACAGAGACGGUCCUAAGCUGCAUGCAUGCCCUACUAAUCCAAUGUGAUCAAGCCACUCACCUACUGGGCUGCUACUGUUGCCUGAAAACAAUGUGAUUUUUACCCUGCUUGUAUCAAACUGACGAAGGUAGUGCAUCGUUAUACUGUAACGAUCCAGACGGGGCAGAAGGGCCCCUGCCCCGCCUCCUUCCUGACAUUCUGAGUUCCUGAGUCUAACUCCUCACCCGCUCCAGGGGCCGCAGCCUGGCCCAGCUCCUGCCUCUGCUGCUCCAGGGACUGGCUGGGCACAGUCUCGGACCGGGACCGUCCCC